Molecule: messenger RNA, 6612 nt
Organism: Cylas formicarius (sweet potato weevil)
Lineage: Eukaryota; Metazoa; Arthropoda; Insecta; Coleoptera; Brentidae
Product: ATP-dependent DNA helicase Q5-like
Exons: 9
Coding region: 3277-6168 (963 amino acids)
Biological process (GO): double-strand break repair via homologous recombination
Cellular component (GO): cytoplasm; chromosome
Molecular function (GO): four-way junction helicase activity; nucleic acid binding; 3'-5' DNA helicase activity
Source: RefSeq, a predicted model, not a curated record
UCGGUCAACCAGGUGAAGUGGUGUGCACAAUUUUACCUCGGUCCGAGAAAAUUUUCAUUUUUUUGACGUAAUUCUAGUCUUCAACUGAAUUUUUCGGUCUGGAAUCUGUUCCAAUGCAUAAACACUCAUUAAACUACGGGUUACCUUGGUGGGAUAAUGAGUGCACCAACGCUAUUAAAAGGAAAAGACAAGCAUUCAGAGACUAUAAAAACAACCCCUCUGAGACCAACUUCCUGGAAUCAUUAAGAACCCGGGCACAAACAAGACAGCUGCUACGUAAGAAGAAAAAGGAAUGCUUUGUCAACUUUUGUGAGAAUCUAUCUCCAAAUACUAGUGCAAAAGAAGUUUGGAGCAGUAUUAGAAGGUUUGCUAAAGGUAUCAGGUACCAAAAUUAUCAUUUUCCCUUGAAUUUCUCAAUCCCACAAGAUAUGUUUGAUCUUUUGACGCAACCUCCCUCUAGGUUGCCUAAUAUCCCCGAAUGUCGCUUCUCAUCAGAAUAUACAGAAGACUUCCAUAUCUCAGAAUUUGUCGCGGCCGUUAAAGGUCGGAAGAGCAAGAGUCCCGGUGUGGAUAAAGUACCUUUCAGUGUGCUCAGCCAUCUCCCUGUUGAAGGAGCAGUCUUUCUUAUCAAAUUUUUCAACAAAAUACUUCGGAGGGAAACCACCAUUCCAGAGACGUGGAAAACCCAAAUGGUGAUCGCAAUUCCUAAACCGGGGAGAGACCCCUCAGCGUUAUCGUCCUACAGGCCCAUCAACCUAGCUUCUUGCAUAAGCAAAACUUUUGAAAUUAUGAUCAAAAACCGACUGGAAUGGUUCGUAGAGAACCAAGGUUUAAUAGACGUUCGCCAAACCGGUUUCAGAAAGGGUAAGGGAACUUUCGACAAUCUUGCAGUUAUCUCCUCAGAGGUCCUCUGCCGUUUGGCUCUCAAUCAACUAGCAGCAAUGGUGACUUUGGACAUAUCCAAUGCCUACGAUAAUAUAAAUGUUGACUUAUUGACCUCGGUGUUGGCCAAAAUUGGAAUCGCCAGAGAUUUGACUUUGCUCAUUAAAGAUUUUCUCACGAACAGGAAGAUACAAGUUAAAGAUCCAUCUACUAAUACAUUCGUGUCAGGCAGAACCACUAGCAAGGGAGUUCCCCAAGGUUCCCCUCUCUCUCCAUUACUAUUUAAUAUUUACAUCAAUUCAAUCAAAGAAACAAUUCCUGAGAACAUAAGACUUUUACAGUUUGCGGACGAUACCGCCUUGCUGAGUACUGGGACUGAUGCCCAAACAAUAGUGAACAAUUUGAAUAGAACUUUGCAAAAUAUACAUAUUUGGUCUUUGAAUGUAGGACUUGAGAUUAACCCCAAUAAAUCUGCAGCUAUAUUUUUUUCCAGGAAGAAUUUCAAGGUUAAUUAUCUCCCCAGACUUCACCUCAACACUCGAACCAUUGCAUGGACAAAUUCCAUCACAUAUCUAGGAGUGAUUUUUGAUCCAAAACUGUCAUGGGAGUCACAAAUUAGAAAUAUGAUACAGAAAGCUUCAGGUGGGUUGAAUAUGAUGCGAUUUAUAAGUAGAAUCUGGUGGGGGGCACAUCCCUCUACCCUUCUAACUUUUUACAAAGCUUAUGUUAGACCCCAUUUGGAUUAUGGAGCCUCUUUUUUGGGUGGUAGCUCAAGAAAGUCUAUUGCUCAACUUAACAAAAUUCAAUUUGAGGCACUGAGAAUAGCUCUGGGAUAUAUGAAGUCCACACCUACUAACAUACUUCUAGGGGAAGCAAGUGAAAUGGAUUUAGAACACAGAAGAUACAUGCUAGCGACUAAAUCAUUAUUGAAAGCUGCCAGUUUAGUGGACAGUGAAACCUUAGCUGCGGUUAGAUGGUUAUAUAUCACCUAUAAUGAAAACUAUUACUUUUUUCGGAAAAAGAGUAUUCCUGCACUUGUGGAUGCUUUUGAAAGAGUUGAUUCACUGUUAGAUACACUUUACAGGAGCCCAGUUUAUCCCUGUUUUUCUUGCCCACUGCCGAACCUUUUAAGCUCUGUUCAAAUCCAAGACUUAAAACUAAAGAAAGAUAAUAAUAACUCCAAAUUAUUUGAAAUUAAGAAGAGCGAGACUUGGACCCCAGAUUUUCAUUUAAUUUUUACAGACGCCUCAAAAGAUAAAGAAGGCCGAGUAGGUUUUGGCGUUUACAACUACAAUACGAACCUUAAAAUGGGACAAGGCCUACCAAGUGAACUAUCCAUUUGCUCUGCCGAGAUUUAUGCUAUUGGUCAAGCUCUUGAUUGGAUUGAAUUCAAGGACAUCAACAAAGCAGUCAUCCUUUCAGACUCCAAAAGUGCCCUCGAAGAUAUCAAUAAAACUGGGAUGGAUGCAAAGUCUAACUACCUAACCUUGCAGGUUAAGAAUAAACUAUUUACCUUAAUAAAAACGCAAAAUAAGGACAUCCAAUUAUGCUGGAUACCAAGCCAUACCAGUAUAAAAGAAAACGAUAUUGCGGACCAGAUCGCCAAUGCUGCACGCCUGGAACCACAGGAAAAUAUAAAAUUGAGCUUUAGGGAAUUCUUCCCUAAAUUAAAGCAUAACAUCUGGAAUGCUUGGAGCGACAGAUGGAAACAUAUAGGAUUAGGGAAAGGAGUUAAUUUCACCUCACAUUAUUCUACUCCGCCAACUAAACCCUGGUUUCAUAAGCUCGACCUGAAUAGAAGAGAAAUCACAACUAUGUGUAGACUGAGAAGCAACCAUUGCUGUUCUCCGGCUCACCUAAAUAGAAUCAAAGUCAAACUCUCCGGAGACUGUGAAUGUGGAGAACUGGGCGAUUUAAGUCAUGUGCUGUUUGAUUGUGCUCUUCAUUGGGAAAAAUCACAACAGUUGUAUGAGUCACUCAUUAGUGCUAAUUUUCCUUCGCCUCUGCAUAUUAAUUCCAUUUUAUUUCACCGCACUCAGUUGGAUUUUGCUGCUAGAAUUGUUUGCCGCUUUUUAGAUGCAUGUGGAUUAAAACUUUGAAUAUUGUUUUCACAUUUUCUAAUUCUUUCGUCCAUUUUUUUUUUCCUGUAUAGCCGUCCAGUAGGAUGAUGGUAUCACCCAGACCCUCUUUACGGAGGCAUCCUUCAUGGAAAUAGUUUAUUGCACACCACUACCGAGAAGCUGGCCGAAUUGCCUUAGCAGCAGUGGCCAAAUAAAGCGUAAAUAAAAAAAAAAAAAAAAAAAACCUAUAAUGUUUUCAAAUGUUAAAAUUGUUUUUUAAUUAUUAUUUCUCCCAUACUACAGACAGUUGGAGCAAAUAACAAAGUUGCUUGAUAUGAAUAAAAACGCUGUAAAAGAAGGAUUGAAAAAAUACUUUAAGUUUGAAACCUUUAAGUCCAAGUUGCAGGAAGAAGCAAUAAUAGAAAUAUGUCAAAGAAAACGCGAUGUCUACGUUUCGAUGCCCACAGGUUCAGGAAAAUCCCUUUGUUAUCAACUGCCUGCAGUGUUACAUGAUAGUAUGAUAACUAUAGUCUUCUCUCCACUAUUGGCACUUAUAAAAGAUCAGGUGGAUGCUUUGAUCACUUUAAAAAUCAGGGCGGCAUCUUUAAACUCAAAAAUUUCAAAAGCCGAAAGGGAGAGACUCAUAAGUGAUUUAAAAUCAACAUCCCCAAAUACAAGAUUACUUUAUGUUACGCCUGAACAAGCUGCCACCAGAACUUUCAAGGACUUGUUUAACAAUUUGUACAGGUUUAAUAAGGUAGCGUACAUAGUGGUGGAUGAGGCGCAUUGUGUGAGUGAGUGGGGUCAUGAUUUUCGGCCCGAUUAUCUAAAACUUGGGAAUCUACGUGAGAAUUGUAAUGUCCCUUGUAUCGCUUUGACGGCUACAGCCGGCGCACAAGUGACGCAAGAUAUAAUCAACAGUCUUCAUCUGUCGGAAGAUCACAAAGUCUUCAAAACUUCAUGCUUUAGGAGCAACCUAUUUUAUGAUGUAUUCUUCCCAAACAUUCUGGAAAAUCAAUUUCUGCAUCUUAAAAGCUUUAUAGCUGUGUGCCUUAAUGUUGGGCAGGAAAAUGAGGUGCCCAAAGAAAAAAAAUCCUGUGGCAUAAUUUACUGCCGAACAAGAGAACAAACAGAAGUCUUGGCUUCAAAGUUGAAUCAAAUGCAAAUUAAAACGCUUUGCUAUCAUGCUGGCCUAAAAAAUCAUGAAAGGAUUGAGUUUCAGGAGAAAUGGCAACAUGGAGAUAUUCCAGUCAUUUGUGCCACUAUAAGUUUUGGAAUGGGAGUUGAUAAAGCCACUGUUAGAUUUGUAAUUCAUUGGGGAGUUCCCAAAGACCCUGCCUCAUUUUAUCAGGAAUCUGGCAGAGCUGGUAGAGAUGGCAAACCAUCUUGGUGUCGGGUUUAUUAUAACCGGGGAGAUGCUAAAGCUGUUGAGUACCAUUUAACUCAUGAUUUAGCCAAAUCUGGAAACAAAGAAGGCAAAAAAAUAAAGGCCGAAAAUGCUUUAAAAGGUUUCAGACAAGUGGUUGAAUUUUGUGAAAAUCCUCAAGACUGCAGACACAAGCUGUUCUCCAACUACUUCGGGGAACCACCACCCAACUGCCGCAACAUGUGCGACUUUUGCAAAGAUAAAAAAUCGGUGAUGGAAAUGGUCGAAAGGUUUGUGUUAAAGAGCGUUCAGUAUAGCACACACGCAAGCUCUUAUAAUGAAAUGGACUAUGGAGACUUGUACGGCGAAGGACGCAAAGGAAUCGGGGACGAGAGUCGUAACUAUGAAGAUGGCGAUAGUGAUGGAGACAAUAACGCGUUCGAACGACAACAAGCCGUCAAAAAAGAAGUUACCACUCUGAUUCAAAAACAAUUUGCCUUAAGAAGAAAUCCACAGGAAAUGUCUCAAAAUACCAUCGAUGAGCUUUUAUCCAAGCAUGCUCGCGUCAAAGCUGCAAGUUCGAGCUCCACUAAAGUCAAAGGUUUAACUUUGGCCACAAGAGAGCAAUAUUUGAGUAAAAUCGUGGAUAUCUUGUAUUUGAACUAUAUGGAGUGUGAACAGAGAGAUAGUCAGGCAUUGGAUAAAAAAGAUGUCGAAGAUUGCUCUGUUGAUUUAGAGUACCAAGUGUUUUCAUCAACUACAUCUAUGACUAUGUACAGGAAUGGAAUCGCAAAAUUGAUCUCUGGUAUCAAAAAAUGCACCGAUAGUAAAUUAGUGCACGAGAAACUAGUGGAUUUUCAACCGAAGCCUGCCAAAUAUGAAACUUUAACUGAUCUGUUUCGUAACAUUAAAAAAGAGCAGCACAACAAGGUGAAAGAUGAUGGUCCCAAGAGCCAAGGAUUUAAGACUGCAAAAGAAUUGUUAAAUGAAAGUGGUAACAAUAAUAAGAAAACUAUUGUUGAUUUCUUCAAGAGUAAUGUAAAACAAGAUAUGUCUCAGAAACAUAAAUCAACAGAUAUGAAGGUGUUGUUUGGUGAUUCAGAAGGUGAAGAAAGUGGUGUUAGCCCCAAAAAUGAAUCUUCCAACAGCCAUAAACAUAAAUCCCAUACAACAGAAAAAGAUAGUCAUCACAAACAUGACAGGCAUAAAGAUAGGCACAAACACAAACAUCAUAGACAUGAUGCCGAUAAGAAAAGGAGACACAGCCCAGAUAAAGAACAUAAUGACGAGAAAAAACGAAGGCAUAGUUUUGAUAAAGAGCAUGAAGAUAGCAAAAGAAGUAGACAUAGCUCUGAUCAAGAUUACAAGGAUGAUAAAAAGAGAAGUUACAGUUCAGAAAGAGAGGAGCCGCAGCGUUCAAAUGGAGAUGAGAAAAUAAAAGAUGAAUAUGACCUUAAUGAUUCUGAUUUUGUUAUAAGUACUGAAGGCAUGAAUGAAUCAAAUGGAUUUGAAAUAAAUGAAAGUGCAAUGGAUUCAGAUGGGUUAGUAGUAAAUGAAAGCAAAUAUGUGAACAACAGUGAUGAGUUAAAACAAUUAGAAGAAAAACGAUCUAUCCAAAAUGGUGAGAGCAGUAAACCGAAAUUAAAAAGACUAGGAAAAAACGAAGUUGGGACACUGGUUGUAAAACUUUUGACUCCAGCAUAUGUCGAGAGACGAUUUGAGUCAAGGGAUCUCUUUAAGAGUGUAGCCAGAAGUAUAUCCCAUGCUUUAGUGGAUAAAGAUGAAAACCAAGUGAAAGAGUAUAUUGACAACUUUUUAAAGAAGAACACAGAAAUUACAUCACAAACUAUUAUUGUAUAGUGUGUGAGACAUGAGUUAAAGUUUUUUUUUAAAGAGUUCUAAGACAGUCAUGAUAGCUGGUACUGUUGAUUUGUUUUUUUUUCAGUGGUGAUACCUGUGCGAGUUAGAUUGAUUUACAUUUUAAGGAGGAAAAACAAUACCGCAUUGUCAGUUUUACAUAUAGUUCUUGAUUGGCAUUUAAUUGGUACUUAUAUAUUUUCACCGCCUUCGGUUUAAGUUGUAUGGAUAUUUCUUUAGGAAUGAAGAAUAAUUACUUGAAACUUAUUUUUUAUCGAAGAGUAGCAAUAAUAUCCUGUUUGCCUGAGUUUUUUUUUAUAUAUUUUCUUCUAUUGGGUAUUGUAUAUAGGUAUGCAGUGUUUUGCCUUUUAUAUAGUUCUAAUUGCGUACAUGCAAAUUUAUAUAGAAAUAUAUGCUGUAUAAAUGACUAAAACAAUUAACAAAUGA